GGCAGAUCGCGGCGCGGGAUCGGUGGCGAAGGUCCGCGGCGGGAUCGGCGUCGCUGCGGCUGCUGACGACCUCUGCCCGGCCGGCCACCUCCGCAGACCAGUUUCGCGGCGGCAGGAGGCGCGGAGCCCCGAGGGAGCGAGUCCCCGCGCACGGCGGCUCCGCUGCUUCCCUUCGAGGGAGGUCGGGCACCCAGCUCUCCGGACCCGUCCGGAGUCUUCGCCUCCCGCGGGCCGGCCGACUGCGGCGCCCGGGGCAUGGCUUCGGCGGGCAGCGGCAUGGAGGAGGUGCGCGUGUCGGUGCUAACCCCGCUGAAGCUGGUCGGGCUGGUGUGCAUCUUCCUGGCGCUGUGUCUGGACCUGGGGGCCGUGCUGAGCCCGGCCUGGGUCACGGCCGACCACCAGUACUACCUGUCCCUGUGGGAGUCCUGCCGGAAACCCGCCAGCUUGGACAGCUGGCACUGCGAGUCCACGCUCAGCAGCGAUUGGCAGAUUGCUACUCUGGCUUUACUCUUGGGCGGCGCUGCCAUCAUUCUCAUUGCAUUCCUGGUGGGUUUGAUUUCUAUCUGCGUAGGAUCUCGAAGGCGCUUCUACAGACCUGUUGCUGUCAUGCUUUUUGCAGCAGUUGUUUUACAGGUUUGCAGCCUGGUCCUUUACCCAAUCAAGUUCAUUGAAACUGUGAGCUUGAAAAUUUACCAUGAGUUCAAUUGGGGUUAUGGCCUGGCGUGGGGUGCAACUAUAUUCUCAUUUGGGGGUGCCAUCCUUUAUUGCCUGAACCCUAAGAACUAUGAAGACUACUACUAGAACCAAUAGUCUCAAAUUGGGGGGAAAAACAUCCAACAAGGAUUACGUCUGCAUCUUUUGUAACUCACUAUUUUCUAAAACACUUGUAGAGUGUCAAGCAGUUUGCUAAGUUGAUUUAAUAUCUUUUGCCUUUUAGCUGUCAACAUCAUAACCAGCUUUUACAUCCAUUUUAGGGACCUGCACAAAUUAGGAGAGCUGAUUAGACAUAGGCAAAUGCUGCAAACUUCCAGUACGUUCGUGCCAUUUUUCUUGACAAGUGAAGGGUCUAUAUGACAGCAACCACUGUGAGAAUCUAGUUGGAAUGAGAAAUGCCUGAAUCUCCUAUAGCCUGCAGGGGAGCAGCUGGCAUAAGCAACAUUUAGAAGUUCCUUUGCGCUGACAAGGAUUCCACUGUUAGAAUCCUUAUCACCUGCUUUUCCCACCCAGUGACUACAUUGCCAUUGGUUUUUUGCUUGAGUGAGCUCUUGAAUAGUGAACUGCCCAUCAGCAUCUAAUGGGAGUUCUGAAUGUAAGUGGUUAAUGGUACAUAUUCCAUCUUCAAGAGUACUCUUUUUAAUGGGAGGUUAUGCUUUGGCAAUCAGCAUUUCCUUGGGAAGGGAGUCAAGACUUGGAGACAUGUGCUUUUCAUUAUGUGCUUAGAAAUUGUGCCUCAUCCAUAUCUAGAAUGAGGAAAAUUGGGAGUCUCUACUGUCCCUGGGGCAAUUAGAAAGAAAUAUGCAUGAGUUGCUUUUGUCCAUAUACCCCUUAAAUCAUUUACCAAACAUUACAGCCAAUAAUUGUGCAUAUGUAACAAGCUUAAAUAUGUUUAUAGAAGAUGGACCAUUAGUAUAAAUGGUAAUAUGUUGUUCCCUAGCCCUACACUUGCAUUUGCCUACUAUGCAUAAAAUUAAUAUUUGCUCUAGUGAAGUGAUUUGAACACUAACCUUGUACACGUUGUUAAGAGGCUUAGAUCGGUAUGCACACUUAUUAAACCGUACAAAAGUACAUAUUAAAGCUUUUGCUCUAUGUUCUCUACUGUUUCACUGGAAAGUUUUAAUAGAAUUGUAUAAGAAGGAAAACUGAAAUGGUGUUAAUCUGAAAAUUAAUGAUUCUUCUGUAAGCACUGUAGUUCAAAAGAGAGUAGCAAUUAGGAUGAUCAUUUUGUUUAAAAUAGAAGGCUGCUUCUUGUUUUCAAGUAUUUUAAAUGUCUUUAUUGAAAAAUAAAGGAAUAGUGAUAGAUUUAUAUGAAUGUCUGAAUGUCUCAGUAGAGGAGUGGAAUUCAUCUGGUUAUCACCUGGUCCUCUGACAUUAACUAAUGGGCUAACUGAUUUGUGCACACAAUUGUGAUGGAUUUAUGUUGAGGGAAUCAUUUAUUGACUGUUCAAGUGGAAGGAAAUAUCAAUAGUAGGGAAUAAGUUUGCAACUAAUCUCACACUGUAAACUUGUUCAUCUUAAUCCUCUUUAAUAUACAAAUUUGGAUAGUUUAAUUAUAAACGUAUUUUUAUAUCAAAUAUACAGUUCUAAUAUAAAAGUUAUAAAUAAUUAUUUUUGUUAACAAAGACACUAAAACAGUAUGUCCUGGUUUUGGCCCUUUUGCAGAAAGAAGCAUUGGAAAAAUCAUUGCAAACAUACCUGUGUUCUCUUGUAUUGUAAAAUCUGUUAAGAGCAGGACCACAUCAGUGGUGGUUAAUAAUAUGCUUUACCUCCCAAAGUAAAGUUCUGCUUUCAGCUUGUCUUAAGAACUGUUGCCAAAACAACAGGAAGGAAAAAAAACUAUUUUAUUAUUCAAAUGCUUAAAAAAAACUCUUUUAUCUUCUGACUUUUCUAUAGAAUCACAAAGUAAAUAUGAAGUACCAGGCUUAUUCUUAUUUUAGCAAUCAAUGACAGACAAAAGUGAUUAAAUGCAUCCUAGAGAGAAACCUUUAUAAAAGUGUACGUUUCUAUGUAGAAUCAUAAGAAACUAUGAGUGAAGUUCUCCAGAAAGAUGUUAGUAUUAUAGAAUCCUUUGAAGCAAUUUUCUUGAGAAAUAUACAUAGUAAAAUCUGGGCCAGACUUUCUUGCAGUUAGUUAAUUGUAUAUUGUCGAAACAGCAUGAGAAAUACGAUAUUUGUAGGAAAGGGAUUUCAGCUACUAAACACUCUCUACUGUGAGAGAAUCUCUUUAUUCCUGAAUAAUGGAAGAACAGUAUUUUGGUGCUGACAUCAAUGAGGCACUUUUCUUAGUCCUAGUAGAGGAUGCAGUGUGCUGUUAGACUAAUAUCACAUCUCGAGUCUUAUCAAGUUUUCAUUCUCUGUCAAUUAUGACAAGCUGGAAAGUGACAGAAUAUGUUAUCAGCUAAGGCACACAUAUUUGCAGUUUACUGAAAAGUAGAUUGCUUAUAUAACUUUUUCCCCUUCCCAGUGAGGAGCCCUAUGCUAUAUUUCUACCAUCACUAAUGUUUGAAAGUGUUUCAUUACUAAUAAGCUCCGUACAACACAGGUUGUUGCUCAUCUGAAAUACAGUUUUGUCUAUCAAUAAACACAAGUGAAUUGUUCAUCUACAUUAACAUUAUGUCUGUGUAGCUUUAGGUUUGUUUUCUUACUAAAACUGUUAACUAUAAACCCAUUGUUUCUCUUAGAGAGAGAGAUACACAUAACACGUGUAGCAAAAAGUACUCAGCAGGGCUAGUUAUUCGGAUUUCUUGCACAACUAUUUAGCUUUUUGUAAGUUCAACAUGUAAAUUUUAAAGACAAAUAUAGAGAGACCUAUGUGUUUGAAAUAUAAAUGAUAUCUAUGGAUUAGCAUGUACCUGUAUAUUAUUAAACAUGCAAUGAACUGACUGGUAAGUGAUGUCUAAUUGUAUGGCUAGCAAUGUAAUUUAUUCAGACUGUAUUUUUGUACAGAGCAGCGCACACUAACCUAUGCCUCUGUGUCCUCUUUAAUGCCUAAAACUGUGCCUAGAAAUUUCAUCUGUCUUAAAAAUAAAAUAUACUUCAUGCUGUUUAUGCUAUUAGUUUCUCUACUGCUGUUCUAUAUUUAUUAUUUUAAAGUAUAUGACAUGUUUACUACUUAAAUCUGAAAUCAUGGUAUUCUGGUUAUUUUUUCUAACAGUCCUCUGGGGGAAAUCUGUUUAUCACUCCAGUGGUUUUGAGUUUGCAGUUUCAGGAUCAGUUCUUCAUUUCAUGAUUUUUGUAGCUGACAUGAAGUUAUCUAUGUGGAAAAAAUAAAAAUAAAAGUGGUUUCACUGAUGUGGU
Molossus molossus (Pallas's mastiff bat) is the source of this 4013-nucleotide messenger RNA. It is a transcript of the gene TMEM47, whose product is annotated as transmembrane protein 47. Lineage: Eukaryota; Metazoa; Chordata; Mammalia; Chiroptera; Molossidae. The record is from RefSeq and is a predicted model, not a curated record. The transcript has 3 exons. Bases 256 to 801 code for a protein of 181 amino acids. Gene Ontology annotation, biological process: cell-cell adhesion. Gene Ontology annotation, cellular component: cell-cell junction; membrane.